This is a messenger RNA of Dicrocoelium dendriticum, 586 nucleotides long. The record is from the annotation of a GenBank genome assembly. NCBI's taxonomy places the organism in Eukaryota, Metazoa, Platyhelminthes, Trematoda, Plagiorchiida, Dicrocoeliidae.
GGUAAAAAUCCUCGCACAUUUUCCCAGAUCAGUAGCCAAUCGGUUUAUUAAACUAACGGAUCUGUCUUUCCAGCCAUUUGGAAACCUCACUUUUCGGCCUGUUUUUCUAGUCAACUUUUGACUUUCUGCCUGGAGAAUGCUUGCCGAUCCCGUUCUCCGUUGUGCAGAUAUCCAAGCUUGCUGUUCGUGUCUUGGAUUCCGAGAGGGCGAUGUAUACAAAGUUGAUACGGAUGCAGAAGCAUCAAUCCGUGCACUGUUACGUUAUCUGAGAAACGAGAGCAGCAACUGCGACGUUCGUCGUGAACUUGGAAGGCUUAGAAUUCUCUCGAGUGAUCUUAUUCCUCUGUUGCGCUCAUGUGUUGGCAACAAGACCUUGACGGAACUGACAAUACGUUUACUUGUGAACUUGACCCAACCUGCUAUUAUAUGCUUCAGACAAGAAGUCCCUAAAGACAGAGAUCUUUAUGGUGCUUAUGCCCAAGUGGAUGAUUUACUCCGGUCUUACAAAAAGGAUUUUGCCAAUUCGGAACUGUUUUCCGUCCUACGCAACCUAGUCGGUGAGCUACUAGAUCGGGUAAGUGAAUGA